This is a messenger RNA of Danio aesculapii, 2097 nucleotides long. It is a transcript of the gene ttf1.6, whose product is annotated as transcription termination factor 1, tandem duplicate 6. NCBI's taxonomy places the organism in Eukaryota, Metazoa, Chordata, Actinopteri, Cypriniformes, Danionidae. Bases 300 to 1997 code for a protein of 565 amino acids. The transcript has 9 exons. The record is from RefSeq and is a predicted model, not a curated record.
ACUAUUCAGUGAAGAAGUACAGGAGUAAAAGUGCGGUUAGUAAACAUUCCGCUAAAUGUUUCCGGUGUAGAACUAUCUGAAGAUAAUAUAACGUAUAGCAUAAAAGUAAAGCUAAACAUGUUUUCGUAACGUCGUUCCUGUGGUGAUGUGUUUGGGGUGUUAUUAGUUUGUGCUCAUGGUGUGAAAUUAACGACACACGUGCAAGGAGUCGACAGGAGACGUUUUUACAGUCUAAGGUCAGAAGUUAAAUUGUGUGUGUUUCGUCAUGAUUUUUACUUUUUAAAGAUUUUUAACUUAAUAUGGAUGAAAUGCCGUCACUUUCGCGUAAUGACUGUAAAGGCCGCGUUAAUGGGGAAAAGGUGAAGAAAAAGAGAAGUAAAACUACAGAGCAGCAUGAACUCACUGAAAGUCCACAAGAACAGACUGAGAAACGCCGUGAAAAGAAGGAAAAGAGGAGAAAAAGUAAAACUGAAUCUGAUGAUAAUCUGCAAACACAUACAGGCAAGAAGAAGAGGAGAAAGCUGGAUAAUGAAGGCGAGACUUCAGUGAUGGAUGAUGGUGUCUCAAAUCAGCAUGAAGCACAAACACAAGAGCUUCAGGGCUCAAGUGAAGAGAAGACUUCUAAAAGAAAGAAAAAGAGAGAAAAUGUGAAACAGACAAACCGUGAAGACAUGGCAAAAGAACAGACUGUAACCAGGACAGAGCCAAACACGAGUGAUCAUGAAAGGGGUCUUCUUGAUAUAAUGAUGGGCACUAAAAAGCGCAACACGAAGCAAUUACUUUCAUAUGAACCUCAAGUUGAUUUAAAGGCUUUGGAUGAACUGAAUCAAUUUUGCCCUAAAAUCACAUUAGAAUCCCGAAGCGCACGUGAUAUCAAUAAAAUGAUCAGGGUUGACCUGCCAAGGUUCAAGGAAUUCAGAAAACAAGGCAUCGAACUGAGACAUGGAAGAUUUUCUACCAUAGAAAAUGAGAGGUUAAGACGAAACGUAAGCAACUUUAUGGCUCUCACAGGAGUGAAAGAUGCCAUCAAGCUCUUUCAUCCCAAACGAUUCCCUAAAGAAUCCCAAACACUGGCAAAUUUGAAAAGGAAGCACAGUUUUUAUGUAAAGAUUGCGGAAGGAAUUCCCAGGCCUUGUCAUGAUGUUUUCACUCGUGGAACAAAAAUGUAUGAUGAUAGAAACAAAAAGGGAAAUUUUACUGAAGAAGAAGAAAAAUCACUGCUUAAGUAUUAUACACUAUAUGGUCCGGACUGGAAAAAGAUUUCUGACAAGACAGAUCGAAGUUCUUACUCCCUUGAGAAGCGGUUUUCACACCUUAGUAAAACGAGGGGACCGUGGACUACAAAUGAGGUGCAGAGGCUUUUAAGAGCUGUGCGUGAUCAUGUUGUAUCUGUGCUGAAAUCUGCAAACCCUAAAAAAAAGAAACCAAAAAGAGUCAGUAGAGAAAUACUGUACCAAACAUUACCCUGGUCCAAAAUUGCUGAGCAGGUGGAAACUCGAUGCUGGACCAAAUGCAGAGAUAAAUGGAUGUCCAUACUCGCUGCACGGAUGUCCUCAGGGAUUACAUUUAAAGGCAGGAAAGCUCAGGAGGCCAAAAUCCGACUCAUUAAAGCAAUGUAUGAAAUGCAAGUGGAGGAUGUUGUGGAUGUUGACUGGGAGCAUCUCACAGCUGUUUUUGGGGAUGUCCCUCCAGCAUAUGCUCAAUCAAGGUGGCACCAGCUAAAAGUCUGCUAUGUGCCAGAUUGGAAUAACAAGUGUUUUGCAGACGUUGUUGACUUUCUCUAUGAGAACACUUUGCCUGGUCUGGUGAGAGAGUGCAAAGACCUUGAUGAUGAUGAUGAACUUACGGUUGACCAGAUGAAAAGCUUUCGGCUAGCAGAUAUUUUUCAGGACAUUAAUGAGGAUAAAUGCUGUGACGGUGAUGAACAGACUGGCCAGCAAGAAAACAACAGCUCUACUUUGACUGCUCACAAUUCAUCUACACAGUUGAUAGUCUAAAAAUUCAAAUGAUUUACAUGUUUUCUUUAAGUUGUAUAUAGUUUCCUUUUUACUCUUAUGUUUUUUCAAUGACUUGAUCAGUAAAUAAAUUGAAUUUCUA